AUAGUCGAAAAAUUGCGAUAGAAGCUUAAGUCGUCCUUCAAAAAAAACUUCAUUUGUUAACCUCACUUUUUACAAGUUUGCUCAUUUCUUUAACUUAUCGAGCCGAGUAUAUUAAUAUCUUUUCAUUUAAAGCGGGUGGUUAAUAGCUUUAUAAUAUAGUAUUAAUUAAGUUAUGUCCUUCCUUACAUUCAUUAUAGGAGAACUUGCUGAUUUUUAUACAGAAUAUGUAAAAAAGAAAUCUUGAUAGUAACUUGAUAUUAAAAAGUAAAAUGUUGUAAAAUAAAAAUAUUGCAGCAAUUUAAAUGAUAUUUUAAAUAACAAAAAAAUAAAGGUUGACCCAUAGACAUGUAUUAAAUAAAGGAAAGUACUAGAAAUAAAACCUAUGCAACCACAGAUUGAAUCUGGAGCAGAAUUGCUCACAAGGCUAAAUGAAAAACCGAGCUUACAUGGGCUCGAAGAUACUUUGUUCUCUCAAGGUCCUCAGAACACAGAUAUUAUAGAAAUUGGUGGAGAACGAUCAUCUGGUAAGACAUUUCUUUUAUCUCAAAUGCUUGCAAGGUGUAUCUUACCAAAUAAUUAUGCAAUCAAAGGCUGCAAUGCUUCGGCUAUUUUGAUAAAUACUGAUCAUCAUUUUCAAACUUCAAAAUUGGUUGAAUUGAUGAGCAGUAUCAUAAAUACAGCUAAUAUAUCAUUUUCUGAAGCAAUUGAUACAGAGUUUGAUAAGACAACUAUUAUUAAAGAUUCUUUGCGCAACUUGCAUAUCAUUGAUUGUUAUAAUAAUGAACAAUUUUCUUUAACAUUACGUACACUGGAUGACAUAUUCCUUGAUAACACCAAAAUUGCACUUCUUGCUAUUGACAGCAUAACAGCAUAUUAUUGGCAAGACUGUGAAGAUAAUAUUACUACAAUUGAUACAUAUAUAAAGAAAUUGUUAAAAAUUAUCAAACUACAAACAACUCGAUUUAAUGUAGCAACUAUAUAUACCAAAUUAGGUGAAAGCAUACAUAACAAAAGAAAAUGUCUUACAAAUAAUAUAGAUUAUAAAAUACAAUUGUGCAAGGUGUGUAAUUCGACAAAUUUUAUAUGUACAUUAGAAACAAUACAAAUUAUUAGAAAAAUACAUUAUUCCAUUUUAUCCAAUGGUAUAAAAUGGAAGAUAGAUGAAACAGAAAGAUGAAUUCUAUUACAUUUACAAAUUUUUCUAUUAUAUCUACAAAAAAAAUAAUUAAGAAAAGAAUAUUUUAUCCACUAUAUCCAAGGGGUUUAAUAAUCUAGAUCCUGCUAAUAUUAUAUGUGGUGAUUUUUCGUUACUAUGUGCAGAUACUACUUCUUGAAUUACUUUUGCCUCUUCUGCAGUAAUGCCUCCAACAACGUAUAUUAAAAUAUAGGGAUUGUCUCGAGGAUGACGUUUUGUUUUACCCCUUAAAAUUAAACUGUAAUGGAAGAAAAUUUAUAAAUUCUUAAUAUUUAAUGUCAUAUUUUAAGAAAUUUCAUUCAUAUGAAUUAUUUCAAAUGAAGAAUUUUUACUUAAAGCCAGCUGAAAUAAAUGAAGAUGAUUUUUUAUGAA
Messenger RNA from Bombus pascuorum, 1567 nucleotides. RefSeq lists its product as uncharacterized. Gene Ontology annotation, cellular component: replication fork; Rad51B-Rad51C-Rad51D-XRCC2 complex; centrosome. Gene Ontology annotation, molecular function: four-way junction DNA binding. The coding region runs from base 383 to 1177 and encodes 264 amino acids. Gene Ontology annotation, biological process: DNA strand invasion; double-strand break repair via homologous recombination. NCBI's taxonomy places the organism in Eukaryota, Metazoa, Arthropoda, Insecta, Hymenoptera, Apidae. The record is from RefSeq and is a predicted model, not a curated record. The transcript is spliced from 2 exons.